Molecule: messenger RNA, 3488 nt
Organism: Mugil cephalus (flathead mullet)
Lineage: Eukaryota; Metazoa; Chordata; Actinopteri; Mugiliformes; Mugilidae
Product: solute carrier family 2, facilitated glucose transporter member 11-like
Exons: 1
Coding region: 172-1773 (533 amino acids)
Biological process (GO): monosaccharide transmembrane transport
Cellular component (GO): membrane
Molecular function (GO): hexose transmembrane transporter activity
Source: RefSeq, a predicted model, not a curated record
CUUGCGGUUGUAAGAUUAUUUUUGUAUACCACAAUUAAUUAAACAAGAAAGGUAUCUUUUACACUUCACUGUGACUAGUUAUCAGAAAGGCCUGUGGUGAACCAAAUGCUGUAAGGAGCUACAGGAAAAGGCAUACAGUUCUGCUUUACGUCAGGGACACCUGUCUUCCAGAUGGAUGCUACAGGAGAUACUGAGCCAGAAGGAACCAAGAACUCCUCAGGUAGUUCCAGGACCCUUGCUCUGACUGUGUGUUUUGCUGCUAUUGGAGGAACUUUCCAGUACGGCUACAACAUCUCAAUCAUCAACGCUCCCACCAGCUACAUCCAGGGUUUCAUCAAUGACACCUACGUGGAGCGCUGGGGCACAGGCUUGGAUAUCCCUCAGGUGACCCUGGUAUGGACCAUUAUCGUGUCAGCCUUCCCGCUUGGUGGUCUGCUAGGGGCCCUGCUAGCAGGGCCUAUGGCGGUCCGCUUCGGUAGGAAGAAGUCCCUGCUUUUGAACAACUCUUUCCUGUUUGUUGGCGCCGUGUUUGUGCUAACAUGCCGGGUUGCGAAAUCGUUUGAGAUGAUCAUAGUGGCUCGCUUCUUGGUGGGGAUGAACUCGGGCGUCAGUAUGAACAUCCAGCCAAUGUACUUUGGGGAGAGUGCCCCCAAACACCUGAGAGGUGCCGUGGCUUUUUCCUCCGCCGUCUUCACAGCAUUUGGGAUCUUCUUGGGUCAAGUUGUGGGACUCACUGAGCUGCUGGGUGCGGCACCUCUUUGGCCCUAUCUACUAGCUAGUAAUGCUCUGCCAGGGCUGAUCCAGCUGGUUACCCUACCCUGGUUUCCCGAAAGCCCCAGAUACCUUCUAAUUGACAGGGGUGACAGGGAAGCUUGUGUCCAGGCUCUGGGAAGGCUUCGUGGAGGGGAGGCUCCUGUCUUGGAGAUGGAGGAGAUGCUUCAGGAGCAGCAGCAACUGUCUGCAGCCUUAAAUUCUGGAUCUGCAGCUACUGCCAGAACACCUUGGUCCCUGUUUAAGGACCGAGACUUGCGAUCCCAGCUCAGCACGGUCAUGGUUGCCAGUAGUGCCAUGAUGCUCUGUGGCAACGAUAGUUUCUACUUCUACGCUUCCUACAUUUUCCUCAAAGCAGGGAUCCCACCGGAGAAAAUUCAGUACGUCACCAUUGGCACGGGGGCGUCCGAGCUAACUGCUUCCAUUCUGAGUAAUCUCCUGAUUGAACGUGCGGGCCGCAGAUACCUUCUUAUUGGAGGGUACAGUCUCAUGACCUGUUGGACAGUUGUCUUUACUGUAGCUCUUAACCUCCAGAGCCAAGGGGUGACAGGUAUGGCAUACGUCAGCAUGGCAUGCUUGUUCUGUUACAUCCUCAGCUUCGGCUUGGGUCCUGCAGGAGUGACGGGGAUCUUACCAGCUGAGAUAUUUGACCAGGCAGCUCGGCCAGCGGCAUACAUGGUCGCCGGUUCACUCAUGUGGCUCAGCCUGUUCCUGGUGGGAAUGAUGUUCCCCUUCCUCGUCGGUAGCCUGGGAAACUUCUGCUUCCUGCCUUUCCUGUUUGUGUGUUUGGUAUCUGCUUUGUUUUUUGGUUUCACUUUACCGGAAACGAAGGGCAAGACACUAGCUCAGAUUACGGCAGAAUUUGACAAAAGAAAUCAACGGAAAAUGAGUCCAGAGGAGCAGGUGGAGGAACCUCUGAAGGAUCACUACCAGCUGGGUAAAGCCUCCUCAUCUACUACCUUGACGUGUGACCCUGACCCUGAAUCAAAGAGUGGUGACUGAAAUUUGCCCUUCAGCAUAACUGGAAAGGAAAACAGGUAGUUUAUUUAUGCACAUUCAGUGUUUGAUAUAGUAAAUUUUAUGUGUCAUAUUUAUGAGAGAUGAUCUCUGAUAACUUAAUUUGGAUCUCAUUAGCCACUGAAGAAUUCACACCCUGGGAAGUAUUAGAAUGUCCCGUUCAGACAAAUCUGUUCUUUAACUUCGUGCUCGAAUGACUCCCUUAAUUACACAGAGCAUGUUCACACAAAGCAGAACGGGAAAGUCAAGGAAAGCAGUUGACAUGACUGUAAUUCUACCUGCUCCCAACUGAGGUUCACACCGGAACAGUACAAGGUACAGUCUGAUGAGGUGGCAGAUAAAGAGCUUCUAAAAUGUCACCUCUUUGUUGUAAGUAAUAGUGCUGAGCCCUAAUGCGCAGUUCCGAAUUCAAGGAAAGCAGUCACGGUGAUAAUAUACCUCAAACUCAACUCGUACAGACUCAAACAGUGAGAAGAUUUUGACAAUAAUACUAUGUGUUUGCAGCAGAGUGGGUAAUCAUUUGAACUGUGCGUAUUAAAGGAUUACCUACUCUAAUUGAAUGCAUCUGCUCGGGCUAGAUAACAGUGUUUGUUUAUUGUGUAACCUGAUUCUGUCUUCUGUCUGUCCCAGUUCAGUGAACUGUGCCUAUGUACAUUUUCCUAUUCAGGGAACCAUGUGAGAAUCCUGACUCUGUGUGAAGUGUGUUCUUUUUUGAUUAUUUAUGCACCAACUGGCCUAUAUGUGUAAUUUAACUACAUUAGUUAGAUGUCCUGCCACUGUAUCCAGCAUGAUGUCUAUUACGUAACAUAUUUAUAUACCAUAAAAACUAUGGUUUCUCAGUGUUUUCUGGCUUUAAGAAGGCAACUCCUCAAAACGGUCAGUAGAUGAUGCUAUUGUCUCUGAGUAAAUCUACUUUCAGUGCUGAAAUACAAUCCAGUCUGAUAUGAAAACAAAUCAGACGUUGGCACUAUGGCACUUUUAAAUUCAGCCUGUAGUUCACAAACCUUGCAAACCUGCUGUGUACCAUCUGUCCGUACCAACCAUCUCUUAUAUGUACUGUAGUCAGCAAAUGCAACUUUACCAUUCCUUAAAAAGAUCAAGAUAUGCAUCUGUUCUGCACUUUUGUAGCAUGUGGCAGCUGCUGCGCACUGACUGAAAGGAUCUAUUUUUGCUGUAUUACCAAAGCUCCUUAUGACAAUCCUAAAUGAUGGAUGUAAAAAGUAUCUGACUGAUUCUCAGGCCUAAACAAAUGUAGAUAUUUAAGUGCCGGUAUUUAUUUAAUUAUAUAUUUUGAAUGCCAAAUACUACAGCAUGUAUCAAAAAAAAAAAAAAAAAGUAGAAACAAGGGUAACUGGACUUUGCCUCUCAUCAAGUAGCUUCUUUAGUUAAAGGUCUGGUUGGGAGUGAGAGUUAAAGUGGGACCAUCUGAAACUUGCAUGACUGGGGUCCGUUAACAACCAGAUACUCACCUGUGAUCAAAUGAAAACGUUUUGAUACUUUUAUUUAUUUCCUCAAUGAAUGAUGCUGUAAAAACCUAUCACUGGGCAGAGACUAAAGUCCCGCGAUAGGAGUGGGGCUGUAACCCUAUGAGUCCAGUUGGCCUUGUUUCAGCUUGUUCUUUGGUCACACGAUGACCUGAAUGACUGAGAGCCUUCACAGACAGUACUGCAUGUGCAACAAAAUAAAAAAAAAAAGUGAUC